GGAUUGCCCGCGUUGCUUUCCACCUGCACCGCCGCCGCAUUUUCCUUCCUGAGCACGCAAUUCCUUCGUGGGGCGAUUUCCUUCCUGGGUGCGCAAUUCCUUCCUGGGCACCUUCUUGCAUCCCAUCCUAGGAUCCUAGCGAAUCCCUAGCCCUAGCCGAUGAGAUGCCGUCGUAGCGCAGGAAGCAGGACUAGCCGCACCAGUCCCGCGCGUUCGCCUGGCCCCGGCGGCGUCCACCGUGAGAGACCUCUGGUGGCCGGGACGUCGCCACCCCACCAGCUGCUGCGCCGUCCCCGCCUUGCCGAGCGGAGGUGGCCGGCGGUAGGUGCGACGCGGAGGGCGUUGUCGGAGGACGGGAACAUCCUGGCGAUCCCCGUGGCACCUACCUUCGCCCGCCGUCUCUGCUCGUCGAUCGCGCCCUCGCCCUCGCCCAGCGCACGCCGUUCGCAGCCAUCCCACUGUGUCCGGCUCCGGUCUCCCCGACGGAUCGCUGGCCUCCCAGGGAGGCUGCUGCAGCUGCAGGGAACGCCAUCCGUAGCUGCAGGGGACCCCGCGAGAAGGACCGGACGCGCCCCCGCCACUGGAGCUCGAGAACAGGUCGUGAGGACAUCGACAAUGCUCAUCCUCACGACAUCCCAGGAUCACAACCACCUUGUCUUGUGAAUGCCAUAUGUUCGAUGAAAUGCACCAGUGAGAUGUUAAAUGAUAGAAGCCAAUUGCGAUUGGAGUAGAGAAAAAGAAGGAUAUACAGGAGUAUUUUCAGACAGCAAGGAACCCACAUCUGAUUCAAAGGUACACUCUGCAGAAACCUCCGUUUAGAUUUCAAUGACCAUUUGUAAUUGUUUCAUAUAUCCUCUAAUUUUGUAUGUGCCUCUGAAUUAAAAGGUGGGAGAUUUGGCUAAAUUAGUGAUGAUUAGAUUUGGCAGUUAAGAAUCUUAUGAUGUUGUUCGAUCCGAGGAAGUAACUAUGAAACAGCGACAACCAUUUUGUUAGUUCAAAAAAUAAAACCAAAUUCUAAGUGCCAAGCAACAGGUCCGCAACUCCGACCACUUGUUCACAUACUCCCUGCAUAUUGGCAAUGGCUCUCCGUGCCUAGGAAGCCAGUGGAGUUAGCUAGCCUGACAUGGCCAGUGCAAAAGUAAAGUGAUGCAUCAAAGAGAGAUUCCGCUCAAUCCUCAUGAGAUUGAAGUUCCCCAGCAGAAACAUCAAAAGAAGAAUAGCCUUUUCCAUAUUGUUGCGAGGAGUUGUUCCAUUCCUUUGCAAUGCUCCACGCCUGAAGCAGUUAUCACACUGAAUGAACCCAAUGAAACUCGGGUUCCAACAUCCGUAUACCAAGGGCUGUUUGGAUGGAGCAUGGCAGAGUCUUGAUCAGACAAUAAAACUACAAGGUCUUGAUCAGACAAUAAAACUAAACAACAGGUGUGUGGAGGAGGAAGGUGCAGGGUUUUCAAUAGAGAGGGCUGUACGGCAAUCUCUUUACUGGCCUGAUGGAACAAUUAGGAAGCGUACAAAAUCAUAUAUAGCCAAGAAAUCUCAUAAUCAAAGGUGCCUAAUUGCUCAAGCUUUAGUGGACAAGUAUAAUGAGGAUUACAAUCUUUUGAAGGAUGAUGCCUACAAACUCAAAGAUGUUUUGAACUGCUCAUCAAUUUGUGAGAAACGGAGUUUGUACUAUCAUCUCAACUUCACUACAAGUAAAGUGGCUAGUCCAAAAAAUUGUAGCAUGGACAAUCUUAACUUUGCGGAGGUCAAACAUAUGCCACAAGGACAACAUGUAGAACUGCUGAUCACCUGUUUCUGCACGGUUAAUCCUAAUGACAAUGGUCAGCACUGCUAUGGUUGCACCAAUCGCGGACAUGCUGAUAUGAAGCACCCUGACAGUUCUGUUGAAUACAUUGCUGGUCACUUGGAUGUGGGCUUGCCAUGUGACGGCUUCGCAAAGUGGAGUGACUCUGACAGUGAUGAUGUUAAAUAUGUGAAAGCUAGGGAAGCUGUGUUAAGGCGCCAGUACAAGGAUGAUCAGGAACGUGUUAUUAAGAGACUAAUGACGCUCCCUCCGGGUGUAACUAUUGUUGAUGGCUAAGAAGAGUGCUGGAGUGAAACAUCAGACACUUUCUUGUGACUAAAUAUAUAUUUCGCCAACGGCAGACCUCCCUAAUGAAGACCAUAAUGAUCGCCCAACACAACGACGGCGACUCAACACUGGAAGAGAUGACUAAGUACCUGGUAAGGAUUUGAGCGAUGGAUUGCGCAUAAUUAGCUCAGAUGAGGAGACUUUAGUCAUGAAGCAAGUGUCAAAUAGAGUGAAAAAUUUUGUGCUGUAUUAUGAUCAUCACAACCAUGUAUCCAAUAGUAACUGGAAAGAUACAGUUGUGAACCCUGUUUCCUCAUUGCCUAAGGUGUUAAACCCUAAAAAAGUAGAGCACAUUCCCAUGAGAUUUGAUGAGAGGCUACCUUCAUUCUACAAUAACAUACAGAGCAGUAGUGGAGGUGAUAUAGGGGUAGGAUCAGAGGCUGGUAUUGAGGAUGAUGAUACUGAAAAUUCAGACUUUGUUGACUCAGAAUAUGAGGUACAAAAUGAUGAUGAUGACCUAUUCUAUGACAAUGUGGAUGAAACAGUUAUCGAUAAUGGUGUUGGCAGGGGCAAGAAUAUCUCCAAGGGAAAGAAGAGUGGUAUAAUAAGGUACAAUGUGAUGGAGUCAGACACUACACAAAGAGAUUGGGAUCAGCUAUCUACUGAUGAUGAAGAGCUAGAGUUGCCUGAAUCAGAUAGAGAAGCUGAGGUUGGCAAGAAUUUGAAAUCAUUCAGACCUGAGGAUGUCAACAACCCAAUUUUCAAGAUUGGGAUGAAGUUUCCUUCAGUAGAGGUUCUGAGAAAGGCUAUUAAUGUACAUCCAAUGUAAACUUUUUGGCUUUUAUGACGCUUUUUCAAGCACAUAAAUAAAACUAUCAGAGUGUAAUAGCCAAGAGAGGUGUCGCAACUCACAAGAACUGUACUAGCCUAGAUUUACAAAACACGCAACAGAAGACAUAGUAUA
Messenger RNA from Panicum virgatum (switchgrass), 3035 nucleotides. RefSeq names its product putative nuclease HARBI1. The coding region runs from base 1295 to 2080 and encodes 261 amino acids. Lineage: Eukaryota; Viridiplantae; Streptophyta; Magnoliopsida; Poales; Poaceae. The record is from RefSeq and is a predicted model, not a curated record. The transcript has 10 exons.